Molecule: messenger RNA, 2394 nt
Organism: Vicia faba (fava bean)
Lineage: Eukaryota; Viridiplantae; Streptophyta; Magnoliopsida; Fabales; Fabaceae
Source: the annotation of a GenBank genome assembly
AUGAUGCAAAUGACUCAUUCACCAUUCUUCUUCACACUUUUCAUCUUACUCUUCCAUUUUCCACAUUCAUCAUCCUUUUCCAUGUCAGUGGAGAAUCAUGAAGAAAACGCUAUAGUCUCUCCCAAAGGCAUAUUCACAGCAGGCUUUUAUCCUGUAGGGGAGAAUGCUUAUUCCUUUGCCAUAUGGUUCACUCAAAAACAUAAAAACCUCAACAACAAUGCCACCAUUGUUUGGAUGGCAAAUCGUGACCAACCGGUUAACGGUAAACAUUCAACACUUUCCCUUCUCAAAACAGGCAACCUUGUAUUAACAGAUGCAGGACAGUUCAGUGUUUGGUCCACAAACACUAACUCGUCCAAACAACUCGAGUUGUUUUUGUACGAUACGGGAAAUCUCGUUCUCAGAGAACAUAACAUCAAUGGUUUUAUUUUGUGGCAAAGCUUUGAUUUUCCAACAGAUACCCUCCUUCCAGAUCAAACUUUCACAGGGUACAUGAACCUUGUUUCUUCCAAAAGUGGCACCAACUAUUCCUCUGGCUCAUACAAGCUUUUUUUCGAUAACAACAAUCUUCUCCGUCUUCUCUAUGACAGCCCUCGAGGCUCAAGCGUUUAUUGGCCAGAUACAUUGCUUCUAGGUUGGCAAGCUUCUAGAUCCACGUACAAUAGUAGCAGGGUAGCAACAUUGAAUCGUUUGGGAAACUUCAGUUCUUCAGAUUAUUUCAAUUUCAAAACAACUGAUUAUGGAACAGUGCUGCAACGAAGGGUGACCCUUGAUUUUGAUGGAAAUGUUCGUGUUUAUAGCAGAAAACAUGGGCAAGAGCAGUGGUCCGUAUCAGGACAAUUCCUCCAACAACCUUGUCAAAUAGACGGGAUUUGUGGACCUAAUAGCACUUGCAGUUAUGAUCCAAGAACCGGUAGAAAAUGUUCGUGUCUUCCCGGCUAUAACAUCGUCAAUAACCACGACUGGUCUCAAGGGUGCAAACCGAGCUUUCAAUUUUCAUGCAACAAGAAGACAAAAUAUUGCUUUGAAUUCUUACCUCAUGUUGAAUUUUACAACUACGACUAUGGAUUCCAUAAAAAUUUCACCUACAAACAAUGUAAGCAUUUGUGCUUACGAUUGUGCGAAUGCAUAGCCUUCCAAUUUCGUUAUGUGAAGAGCAAGGGUUUAUAUAAUUGUUACCCAAAGAUGCAGUUACUAAACGGUCAUCGUUCGACAAAGUUUAGAGGUUCACUUUACUUGCGAUUACCAAAACACAACAUUGUUUUUCCUGGUGAAUAUGAUAACUUGGUUUGUUCGAGAAAUAAGGGAGUUAAACACCUGGGAAGAUCAUACAUUAGUGAAAAAGAAAAUGGAUCACUGAAGUUCAUGCUUUGGUUUGCAAGUGGCUUGGGUGGAAUUGAGAUCUUAUGCUUCUUUCUUGUAGGGUGUAUCUUAUUUAAGAAUAGCAAGAAAUCUAGAGUUGAUAACCAUGGGUAUGUUCUAGCUGCAGCAACAGGGUUUAGGAAAUUCAGUUAUUCAGAAUUGAAACAAGCUACAAAAGGUUUUAGUCAAGAGAUUGGAAAGGGUGCAGGAGGAACUGUGUAUAAAGGUGUUUUAUCUGAUAGUCGAGUUGCUGCGAUAAAGCGUCUGCAUGAAGCAAAUAGCGGAGAGAGUGAGAGUGAGUUUCUUGCUGAAGUUAGCAUCAUUGGAAGGCUUAAUCACAUGAAUGUGAUUGGAAUGUGGGGUUAUUGUGCAGAGGGAAAGCAUAGGUUGUUGGUUUAUGAGUACAUGGAAAAGGGUAGUUUAGCUCAUAAUCUCUCAUCAAAUGAACUUGAUUGGGAUAAAAGGUAUGACAUAGCUAUGGGAACUGCAAAGGGUCUUGCUUAUUUACAUGAAGAAUAUUUGGAGUGGAUUUUGCAUUGUGAUAUAAAGCCACAAAACAUUCUUAUUGACUCUGAUUACCAACCUAAGGUAGCAGAUUUUGGUUUGUCUAAGCUAUUGAAUAGAGAUGACCUUGAUAAUUCAAAUUUCUCAAGGAUAAGAGGGACAAGAGGUUACAUGGCACCGGAAUGGGUUUUCAACUUGCAGAUCACUUCUAAGGUGGAUGUUUAUAGCUAUGGAGUUGUGGUGUUGGAGAUGAUUACUGGAAAGAGUCCAACAACUGGUAUACAGAUCAAGGAAGAGUUGAUUAAUGAGAGGUUGGUGACAUGGGUCAGGGAGAAAAGGAGAAAUGGAUUAGAUGUUGGUUGUUGGGUAGAACAAAUUGUUGAUCCUAAAUUAGGAUCAAAUUAUGAUGUUAAGAAAAUGGAGACUUUGGCAAAUGUUGCUUUGGAUUGUGUAGGAGAAGAUAAAGAUGUUAGACCCACCAUGAGUCAAGUUGUUGAGAGACUUCUAAGUCAUGAGCAUAAUUAUUGA